AGGACAAGUUUCCUUCAGUGUUCCGAAUGCAAGGUUCCUCUCCGGCCUCCCAUUUUCUCGCUUUGGUUUUGUAACCGUCUCAUUUGUAGCGCCUGCUACCAUGCUGAUCUCGGCACCUACCGUCACUGUACUGAGCUCGAGUACCUCCUCCAAGGUAUAACGGUCAAAUGCGUUGCCUGCAAACAAUACCUUCCAUUCUCCACAUUGGGGUCACACCAGGUUGGCGAUUGCCUCAAGCAUAAAUUGCAAAACAUCGCCCCAGAUGAACAGGAAACCGAGAUGGGCAGCAAUAGUAUCCAUGGGAAACACAAGUGAAAGGCUCCUUUUGAGGUUGGUAAAAUGGACAAGCACAUUGUUCAUGGUGAUGAGGUUGGGUAUGAUGACGGCUCAUGUGAUGACAACCAUGGCACGAGUGAGGAUGUGUUCAGUUGUGAAGAUGAUUCUGUUGACAAAUGGAUGAAGGGGAGGAAAUUGAAAAGCCUGCGACUGUCAAAAGGGUGGCUAAGAAUGCCUUUAAGACAACUUGUGAUAGGAAAGCAAAGAUUGCAAUGCCAUAUGGGCAGAAAACAGCCCAGGCCAGCGCGUCGCCGUCUCAACGCCGCCGCAUCACAACUCCCCGGAAGCCACCCCCACCACGGUUUGUUCCUCAUCGCCCAGUCACCCGCAGCAGGACAGGCAAGCAACAGACCAAAUGUUAAGCUUCCAACAUCCAGUGGGAGCAGUUCUGCGAGCAGGACGCAGGACGCCUAUAUUGUUGUUAGCUAGUUAUAAGGUUUGUAAUAGCCGCGUUCGGCUUUGGCAUCUUGAGCAAAUUAAUGGCACUUUGAGGCAAUGUGCGAUUUCAACUUAUUACAGAUAAUGUAAUCGAGAUUAGAAUCACAUUUCUCCA
Molecule: messenger RNA, 889 nt
Organism: Panicum virgatum (switchgrass)
Lineage: Eukaryota; Viridiplantae; Streptophyta; Magnoliopsida; Poales; Poaceae
Exons: 8
Coding region: 340-765 (141 amino acids)
Source: RefSeq, a predicted model, not a curated record